AUGGACCUUGGCGUAGGAUCGCCGAGAAAAACUAAAAUCAGGUGCCCAGGCAGAGGAAGUAUCUUAUCAAGUCAAAAGACUGAAAAAGUUGUUUCCAGCAAACGUAUUCAGCAAUCUUAUUCCGCCUCGUACCAGCGAGAAAAUGCUGCAGAAGAUCGACCAGCCGUCAGCUCCAAAAGGCUGUCAACACUUGAUCUGACAGACGGUAACAAUCGCUGCGUUCGAGGCGUUCAGACUCAUGGCUCAGGAGGAAGAUGCUUUCGGGCCCGUCGAGUCUCAUGGGGUACAAAGUCUGCCAAGCAAAUUGGCUAA
Molecule: messenger RNA, 312 nt
Organism: Protopolystoma xenopodis
Lineage: Eukaryota; Metazoa; Platyhelminthes; Monogenea; Polystomatidea; Polystomatidae
Source: the annotation of a GenBank genome assembly